AUGCUCAGGACCCUUGGGCUGGCCCUGCUGGCCCUGCUGGCCCUGGUCAUCAUUGUGAACCCAAGCCAGGCCAGCGGCUUCACAGAAAAAGGCCUCUCUCUGCUGGGCUUCCGGCUGUGCAACUACAGUGUGAUCCGGAGCGUGCAGAGCGUGGAGGCUGUGCAGAUGUCCCGCCUGACCCGCGUUCCCUGCGGCGGCUGGAUCCCCUGGCGGCGCUGCCCCAAGACCAUCUACCAGACCCGGUACCUGGCGGUGGAGGUUCCGGAGCCCAGGAAUGUGACCGACUGCUGCGAGGGCUAUGAGCAGCUGGGCCUCUACUGUGUUCUGCCCCUGAACCAGUCUCAGGAGUUUGCCUCCAGACCUGGGAGCUGCCCGGUGAUGGGGCUGGAAGCGUCCGCCUUGCUGUGCACCCUGGAUGCUGACUGUCCUGGUCUUCAGAAGUGCUGCCCCUCAUCAGGGGGCCACCGCUGCUCAGCCCCUGCAGCCCCAGCUCCAGAGAGCAAGCCGGAGGGCUGCUGGUACAAUGUGACAGUUGUGGUGAAGAUGGACUUCAAGGAGCUCCGGCAGGUGGACCCGAGACUUCUGGAUCACAUGAGGCUCCUGCACUCCAUGGUCACCAGUGCUCUACAGCCUCUGGACACCACUGUCCACCACCUGCACUCAGCCGGGAGGGACACCUCGACCACAGUGUCCUGGCUGCUGCUGGGCCUGCCAAGGCCGGUGCCCAUGGCCCAUGUCUCCGCAGUGCUGGACGGCGUGGUGAAGCGCAUCUAUGAAGUGAUUGAUGUCCAAGUGCAAGAUGUGAACGAGUGUUCCUAUGGUGAACUCAACACCUGCUCGGGGAGGGAACUGUGUCUGAACGUGGAGGGCUCGCACCAGUGUGUGGGUUACCUGAAGUCACCUGGCUCGUCUUCCCCGGAGCUGGACGGCACGUGUGCAGAUUACCCUCCCAUCAGAGACCUCAUGAUCCUCAAUGUGACCAGCAGCAGCUUUCAAGUGUCCUGGAGCUUAAACUCCACCCAGAACCACACUUUCUGGGUGCAGGUUUACCGGGGUGAAGAGCUGUUCAGGAGCGCCAGCACCCCCGGGACGAGUCUGGAGGUGGCCGGGCUGGAGGCUGGAGUGAGGUAUGGGGUGAAGACCAGCUACCAGGCGUGCGGGGCCAACAUCACUGCCAUGGUCACUGUCAGGACUGAUGCCCUAGUGUUUGAAGUCAUGGUCAGGAUCCUAAACCGCAGCGUGACGGAGGGGCUGCUGGACCGCGGGAGCCCUGAGUUCCAGGACUUCUCCCAGCAACUGAUGCAUGAGGUCGCCGCCUCCUUGCCGCCGGCCAUUUCCGACUUGUACCGAAGAGGGAAGCUGAGGCUGCAGGUCGUGUCUCUCCGGACCGGAAGCGUGGUGGUGAGGCUCAGGCUGACCAUGUGGGACCCUGAGUUCCCAGUGGGCGUGUCCACGCUGGCCCCUCUGCUCCCGGCUCUGUGGGCGAGCACCGUGUUCCAGGUUGACCAGCGGGGGACACGUGUGCAAGACUGGGACGAGUGUGCAGACAGCCUGGAGCACGACUGCUCGCCGGAGGCUGAGUGCAUCAACCUCGAGGGCUCAUACACCUGUCGGUGCCGGACAGCCAGGGAUGCCCACCCCUCCAGACCGGGCCGGGUCUGCGACGGUGUGCGCCUUCCCCACCCCCAGCUCUGGGCUGAGCCCCCUCCCCUAGGGCCUGGGCUGGAGCAGGGACGACCUCCGUCCAGCAGGGUGGGAACAGUGCCUGGGGCCCACCAUAUUGUCCCCUGGGGGGUGGGAGCACUUGGUCAGGGUAGACCAGAUGCCCCAUCUGAGCCUGGCUGUGUCUUGGCAGGUGACAUGCAGAGUCCUGUGGACAUGCCGUCUCCAGUGUCAGAGGUCACAGCCUCGGUUCCCAGCACAGAAGCAACAUCCUUCAGUCUGGAGACCCCUGCCUUGUCCCCCGGCCCUGGACACCUAUGGAGCACCCCUGCAGCAGGCCAGGCCUGGACCCUAGGGCUCCCACCCAGGAGAGGAGUCAGCGGCUUGGGCAGCCACGGUGGUAACAGCACCGGGCAUGGCAUGAAGGCCAGCGUGGCCCCAGGCCUGGGGACCGGCCAGUGGACAGCCAGCAGGGUGGCCUUUUCCCCCAGGGUUCCUGGACCAACCCAUAGCUCCUCUCCUGGGGCCACAAACAACCUGCCAGACACCCCUGGACAGUCUCCCCCUAACUCUACCACAGAGCUGCCCUUCUGGCCCACUCCUGCCCCGGAUCCCACGGGCCAUGUCGAGUGGCACUCCAGCCUCCCCAUGAGGGACACACCCCCAGCACCUCUGGACCCCAUGUGGGUGCAGAACUUGGACCCUGGGCCCUUCAGCUCUCCAGACCAGCCCUUGGCCCCCACGCCUGCAUCUCUGAAGACCCCGGCCUGCGCUCCCGUCCCCAUCGGAAGGGUCACUGUCUCCAAUGUGACCAGCACGGGCUUUCACGUGGCCUGGGCGGCGGAUCCCACCCUGCGCUCCACUUUCCAGCUCAGCCUGGUUUCUGCUCGGAGCCCCACCGUGCACCUGCAGACAUGGAAAGCAAGCCUCACGCUGUCAGGCCUGGAGCCCGGUGUCCUGUACCUGGUGGAGAUCGUGGCCAGAGUGUGUGGGCAAGAAAGUGCCAGAGCCCAGCUGAAAGUGAGGACAGCGGCUCAGAAGCUCAUUGGGAAAGUCAGAAUAGUGAACGUCAGGUAUCUAGAAUCCUUCAGCAACACCAGCAGCGAGCAGUCCCAGGCCUUCCUGGAGCUCUUCCUGAGGACGGUGCGGAAUUCCUUGCCAGCCUUCAUGCUUCAGCACCUGGACACAGGCGGGGUGCGCAUAGAAGUGACCCGCAUCUCCAACGGGAGCAUCGUGGUGGAGUUCACCUUGCUGGUCCUCGCAGACGUGGAUGUUCGGGAGGUGUCUGCUGCGUUCCUGGCUGCCUUUUGGAACACCUCUCUGCUGGAGGUGGUCGGAGGCGACACCUUCAUAGCGGAUUACGAUGAGUGUGCAAGCCAGGAGGAUGACUGUGCCCCAGGCUCUGCCUGCCGCAACACGCUGGGCUCCUUCAUCUGCAGCUGCGAGGGAGAUGCCCCUGACCUCCUGGUGGAAUUUUCUGGAAGACCCUGCGAAGGUGACUCUCCUGGCAACACAAGCCAGGGCCCUGGCCCACAACAGCCCCCGACCCCAACAGGAGCUGGAGCCACCUCUGGGCAAGGUGCCCUCCCUGCCUCCCAGGGCGUGUCCCCACGGCUGAACCUGACUGGGGCAGUCAGGGUGCUCUGCGAGAUCGAGAAGGUGGCCCUUGUCAUCCAGAGGCGCUUCCUGCAGCAGGAGGGCAUCCCCGAGUCCUCGCUCUACCUGGGGCAGCCGUCCUGCAACAUCAGUGACCGAAACAGCACACACGUGACCCUGGCAGCCGCGUGGAAUGAGUGCGGGACCGCCCUGCAGAGCAACAUGACCACUACGGUGGUGAGGACCACGCUGAGGAACGACGUGUCCCCAGAGGGCAUCAUCCACCACAUGAAGAUCGAGAGCCCCAUCCACUGUGCCUUCCAGAACGACCUCCUGACCUCAUCCGGCUACACGCCCGAGUGGGGGGUCUACACCAUCAUUGAGGACCUCCACGGCGCUGGAAGUUUUGUCACUGAAAUGCAGUUAUUUAUUGGAGACUCUCCGAUUCCUCAAAAUUACAGCGUGUCUGCCAGCGAUGACGUUAAGAUCGAAGUAGGGCUCUAUAAACAGAAAAGCAACCUGAAGGUGGUCCUGACCGAGUGCUGGGCCACGCCAUCCAGCAAUGCCAGGGACCCAGUCAUGUUUGGCUUCAUUAACAACAGCUGCCCCAUCCCCAAUACACACACGAACGUGAUCGAGAACGGCAAUUCCAACAAGGCCCGGUUUAAGCUGAAAAUCUUUUCCUUCAUCAACAACUCCAUAGUCUAUUUGCACUGCAAACUCCGCGUCUGCAUGGAAUCCCCUGGAGCCACGUGCAAAAUAAACUGUGAUGACUUUCGGUCACUGAGAAGCAGCGAGCCAUCCGUGAUGCACCAGAUGUCCUGGGGACCCCUGAUUCGGUCUGAAGGGUCACCUCCAGCGGCAGGGCCGGGCCUGGGAGCCGGCUACCUGGUCCUCAUUUUGGGGGCUGCCUGCGCCUUGGUGGCUGGGGCAAUUGCCCUCCUCGUCCAGCAUUACCAGAGAAUGACUGGAAAAUACGACUUCAAAGCCGGGUCCGACAACUUUAGCUACCAGGCGUUCCACGAGUAAGGAGCCCGGCUGCCCCGCAGGUGGGUGACAAGUGAGACCCUCUGACAUGCGAGCCCUGCCUUCGCCACUGAUGGUGACCACACAGUGUGUCCGGGGGUUUU
This is a messenger RNA of Cervus elaphus (red deer), 4388 nucleotides long. RefSeq names its product uromodulin like 1 (gene UMODL1). The transcript has 21 exons. Gene Ontology annotation, molecular function: protein binding; calcium ion binding; peptidase inhibitor activity. Gene Ontology annotation, cellular component: extracellular region; cell surface. The coding region runs from base 1 to 4287 and encodes 1428 amino acids. The record is from RefSeq and is a predicted model, not a curated record. Lineage: Eukaryota; Metazoa; Chordata; Mammalia; Artiodactyla; Cervidae.